UCAACUGUCAAAAAGGUGUUGCUUUCUUCCUAUGACGUUUCUCGGUGCGGACUCUCCGCAGAAAUGCUUUUACAGUUUAUCGUAUUGAAGUUUUCCCAUUACCGAUCUCAACAAUAAUCUGACGGACAUAUUUAAUCACUUUUGUUUUCAUUUGUUCUGUGAUUUUGAUGGCUUUUCCGACGAUAAGUGCUCAGCAAGAAAUAAACAACCGAAAGAUCCUUGAAGACCUGCAAUUGAAGAAACAACUGUUGCAGAAAGGAGUCUCGCCCGUGGUGACGUCGAUUCCGAACCUUACAGUCGUCUCAGCGAAUCCUAGCAUGCCACAGUUCUUACCAUCGGCACCGCAACCAGCACAACAAGCCGAUUCUCCCGUGAAUACCACUGCCCGCACCGCCUGGAACCAGGCCAACACCCAGUCCUUCGGCUUUUUCGUCCCGCAAGACUCGGUCUUCGGCAACAGCAUCCUGCCCGUUCUCCCUCGAUUCGAAAAUAACCUGCCCAAGUAGCAGCUCCUCCUUUAGGUCGCACGCUUACCAGGAGAC
Molecule: messenger RNA, 542 nt
Organism: Hermetia illucens (black soldier fly)
Lineage: Eukaryota; Metazoa; Arthropoda; Insecta; Diptera; Stratiomyidae
Product: SOSS complex subunit C homolog
Exons: 3
Coding region: 168-506 (112 amino acids)
Biological process (GO): DNA repair
Cellular component (GO): nucleus; nucleoplasm; SOSS complex
Source: RefSeq, a predicted model, not a curated record